CGAAGUGUAUUGUCUAUGUCAAGGACUGUUCAAAUCAGCUAACAGAAGAAGAGCUUGAAAGCAUGAAGCAGGUCCAUGACUAUGUCAAACCAAGAGAUAAUCUUCAAAUGGUGGCCUUGCUGACCAAGAUAGAUAGGGCAAGUCAAAUUGCGAAAACGAUACCAGAAAUGUUGAUCAGCCAGGAAUUAUGCACAGCAAUAGAACAGAUCAGUGGAAACGUUCAAUUACCAGUGAACUGCAUCUUUGCGAUGAAAAACUAUCAUAGAGAAAUGGACAGUGAUCCUGCGAUAGGCUGGCUCAUUCUUUAUACAUUUCGCAGUCUCUUGGAUAGGCUGCUUGAUAUUCAUGAACGCCUCAGGCUAGAGAAAGUUGUUCAUACAUAAACCGCAAACGGGAAAAGCAAUAACAUGCAACUGAGCUGUUAAAACUUUAAAAACUUUAAUCAUAACAAAAAUGAUAUCCUUUUAAUUUAAAUGUGCUUGUUACAUA
Mizuhopecten yessoensis (Yesso scallop) is the source of this 489-nucleotide messenger RNA. RefSeq lists its product as uncharacterized. Bases 63 to 383 code for a protein of 106 amino acids. NCBI's taxonomy places the organism in Eukaryota, Metazoa, Mollusca, Bivalvia, Pectinida, Pectinidae. The transcript is spliced from 2 exons. The record is from RefSeq and is a predicted model, not a curated record.